Molecule: messenger RNA, 1545 nt
Organism: Dictyostelium discoideum AX4
Lineage: Eukaryota; Evosea; Eumycetozoa; Dictyosteliales; Dictyosteliaceae
Exons: 2
Coding region: 1-1545 (514 amino acids)
Cellular component (GO): membrane
Source: RefSeq, a predicted model, not a curated record
AUGGUUAAAAUGGAUUUCUCAUUAAAAACAAGAAUAAAAAAAACUAUAAAAGGAAUUACAUUUGAAGAUUUAAAAGUUCAUUUAGUAUUAUUAUCAGUAUGUUUAGUAUUUUCAGUAUUUUAUAUAGUUGCAAAAUUAGCAAUGGAUAAUAUACCACCAUUCGUAUUUUUAAUGUUUAGAUUAGUUAUUGCAACACCAUUACUUUGGUUAAUGGCAAUAAUAUUAUCACCAGACACAGUAUUUAAAUUACCAACAAAAAAAGAAUUUAUAUUAUUAUCAAUAUCUGGAAUAUUUUCAGUAACUAUAAAUCAAUCAUUAUUCCUCUACGGUCUCUAUCUCAGUGGUGCCACUAAUGCUGCAAUCGUUCAACCCCUAACCCCAGUAUUCAGUGCAAUCCUUGCUGUAUUAUUAAAAUUUGAAAGAAAAACAAAAUUAAAAUUGUAUGUCCGUGUGUGUGUGUGUGUUAUAGGUGUUGCAAUUGCAGUGAUUGGUGCAGUGUUGAUGGUAGAUUUCACACAUUUGAAAUCAAAUGAUUCAAAUAGGAAUAAUAUUUUAUUUGGUAAUUUAUGUUUUUUAGGAAACACAUUGGCAUAUGCUAUAUUUUUAUUAUCACAAAAACCAUUGAUUGAUGAUGGUGGUAUGAGUGCAUCAAAAUGUAUGGCAUGGUCAUUUACAAUUGGUACACCACCAGUGAUAGCAAUUGCAUUGCUUAUUGCAAAAAGUGAAAUUAGUUCACAAGUUGCUCAAAUUUCAUUAUUUGGUUGGUUAUCUGUUAUAUAUUGUGCGAUAUUUGCAACUGCAUAUGCAUUUUUUGCAUCAAGUUGGGCUGUUGCAAAAAGUGAUUCUACCACUGUAUCUGUGUAUCUCACAGUGGAACCACUAUUGACUGGAGUGUUGGCUUACAUUUUCUUAAGUGAAAUAUUAACUCCAUUAAAUAUUGUAGGUGGUUUUGUAAUUUUAUUUGGUGUUGGUGCUGUCAUGGUAUCAAAAUAUAGAGAGAAUAAAAAAGAUGCAUUAUAUAAAUAUGAAAAACAACAAUACGAUAUAAAUAAUGGGUCAAUUGAAUUACCUCCACAUUCAAUUGAUAAUAAUAAUAAUAAUAAUAAUAAUAAUAAUAAUAAUACUGGUGAUAUAAUAUCAAAUUCGAUUUCACAUUCGUCAUCUGAAAAUUCAUUUAGUAAAAUUAUAGUUUCAACAUCAAUAAUUUCACAAACUGAUGAUGAUAAUAAUAACAAUAAUAAUAAUAAUAAUAAUAAUAAUAAUAAUAAUAAUAAUAAUAAUAAUAAUAAUAAUAAUAUAAAUAGAAAUGAAAGUAUUAAUUCGAGUAUUAUUAAUAUACGAAACAGUUAUGGUGGUGGUGCUGAUGAUUAUGGUGCUGAUGAUAGUGGUUUUGAUGAAAGUAAAAAUAAUUUAUUAAGUGUAUUUAAAAAACAAUCAAUAAUUAGUGAUGAUGAUCGUGAUGAUGAUCAAGAUGAAUAUAAUUUAGAUAAAAGUGCUGGUGAUGAUUCAAUUAGGGUGGGGAGUGCAGGUGUUUUAGUAUUUUAG